Messenger RNA from Asparagus officinalis (garden asparagus), 4962 nucleotides. RefSeq names its product putative ABC transporter C family member 15. Gene Ontology annotation, molecular function: ABC-type transporter activity; ATP binding; ATP hydrolysis activity. The record is from RefSeq and is a predicted model, not a curated record. The coding region runs from base 315 to 4655 and encodes 1446 amino acids. Lineage: Eukaryota; Viridiplantae; Streptophyta; Magnoliopsida; Asparagales; Asparagaceae. The transcript is spliced from 10 exons. Gene Ontology annotation, cellular component: plant-type vacuole; vacuolar membrane. Gene Ontology annotation, biological process: transmembrane transport.
UUCAUGGCCCCAAAACAAAAAAAAUCAAAAAUUUGCAGAUCCCUGCAGUUUUCCUCUCCUCAAGUCCUAGUCCUCAUCCGUGAGCCCACAUGGCUCUCUGUUUUCUCUCCAUGAAGACAUGGAUGAAGACAUUGUAGUAUUUUGGAUCUGCUGCUCUUUGUUCUGAUCCUCGAAGAGCUUGCUACACAAUUAAAUACACAAGUUCAAAGUGCCAAUACCCACGUGCCCCUUUCUCAUAUAUUCCAACAAGAAGAGCUCUAUACAAAGCAUUGAUCAAAGUUUUUGGUUGAAUAUAACAGUGCCCAUUAUCUUCAAUGGAGAUAAUUUUACAGUAUCCUCCUCUAUUUGCCUUCUUUUUCUUGGUAUCUUGGAUUUUGAUAGAGUUCUUGAGGUUGAGGAGGGUGGAGUGUCAAGAGAGGAGAGUGUUUAGAGAUAGGAAAUUUACAGUCAUUGCUGAGAUUAUAACUUUAUUUAGCCUGUUAAACUCUUCAAUCUAUCUCGGUUUUGUUGGUUAUGAGGUUUUGAGGCUGAGGUUAAUCUCUCUGGGGUGUUUUUCUCAAGCUGGGUCAUGGAUUAUUGUAACAGUUUUUGCUUUUUACUGCAAAGGAAAAGUUUUGAGAGGCAGCAGCAGUUGGCCUUUUGUUCUUGUCUCUUGCUGGGUUUUCUCUGGACUCAUGCAGUUAUCUUUGUUGUCCUUCUCCUUCAUCAGACAUCUUGGGCUCGCUGCAUUGCCUAGUUUUUUGCCAGAUUCUUCGGUUGCCGACUUGAUUUGCGUCCCCUUCACAAUUUUCCUCUGUUUCAGUUCAGUUUCUAUGAAUUCAUCAAGAAAUUUUCAGGAGCUUGAACAGCCUUUGUUGGUGAAGAAAGAAGAAGAGGAUGAUUUUUCGACUGCAGGUUUAUGGAGUAAGCUCACCUUCCAAUGGCUGAACCCUGUUUUCAGAAAAGGCCGGGCUCAGAGGCUAGAACUUCAACAUAUCCCCUCAGUGCCUAAAUCCGAAACUGCAGAAGUUUCAUAUUCAUCGCUGCAAGAGUCGCUCGAGAAACAAAAGCCCGAGUUCUCACCACUGCUUAGAGCGAUCAUCAGUGCAGUUUGGGGACCUCUAGGCAUCAAUGCAGUUUUUGCAGGCAUCAACACACUGUCAUCGUAUCUCGGUCCUUUCCUGAUUGCAAACUUCGUCAACUUUCUAUCUGGUGAGGACUCAAAGCUCGGCCAUGGCCAUGGCUACUCCCUUGCAUUGCUGUUCUUCUUUGGCAAAAUGGCGGAGUCGCUGUCUCAGAGGCAAUGGUACUUCGGUGCAAGCCAAAUUGGCGUUCGUGUCAGAGCAUCAUUAAUGGUUUCUAUCUACAACAAAUCUCUCGCGAUAAAGUAUUCAAACACAAUCAGUGGAAAGAUCAUCAAUUUCCUUGACCUUGAUGUUGAAAGGGUCGGAGAUUUUUUCUGGUACAUCCAUGGGAUCUGGUUGCUCCCACUUCAAGUCUUUCUAGCUCUGUUCAUUCUCAACAGGAAUCUGGGAUUCACUGCAUCCAUAUCCGCUUUCCUCACUACAGUUAUAGUGAUGGUGAGCAAUACACCACUGGCCAAUUCUCAGGAAAAGCUGCAUUCUAAAAUCAUGGAAGCGAAGGAUUCGAGGAUUAAAGCCACAGCAGAGACAUUGAAAUGUAUGAGAAUCCUAAAGCUGCACUCUUGGGAGACUGCGUACUUAGACAAGCUCUUUGCACUCAGAGAUGUAGAGAGGCGAUGGCUUAAGCGAUAUCUUUACACUUGCUCGGCCAUUGCCUUUCUCUUCUGGGCAUCUCCCACUUUAGUAUCAGUCGUAGCCUUUGGGGUUUGUAUUCUAGUGAAGGUGCCAUUGACUCCUGGCAGGGUUCUUUCCGCUCUAGCGACGUUUAGAAUCCUGCAAGAGCCUAUCUACAAUCUCCCUGAGCUCAUAUCAAUGAUAACUCAGACGAAAGUAUCACUAGACCGAAUCCAAGAAUUCAUCAGAGACGAGCAGAAGAAAAAUCCUUUGCCUACAUUCACUACAGGAUUAUCAGAUGUAGCAGUGGAUAUUGAGCCAGGGAACUACACGUGGGAACCUGACUCAAGUCUGAGAAAAUCAGUACUGAUGAUUGAUAAGAAGAUAAAGAUCAAAAGAGGACAGAAAGUCGCGGUUUGUGGAUCAAUUGGUGCAGGCAAAUCUAGCUUUCUUUGCAGCAUACUCGGAGAGAUACCGAAGAUGUCUGGUCGACAGACUAAAGUGUUUGGAUCGAAAGCGUACGUUCCUCAGAGUGCUUGGAUUCAGACAGGAACUAUUCGAGAGAAUGUGUUAUUUGGGAAGGAGAUGGACAACAAAGUGUAUGAGGAAGUAAUACAGGGUUGUGCUUUGGAAAGAGAUAUUGGGCUUUGGAUUGAUGGAGACAUGAGUCUAGUAGGAGAAAGGGGAAUGAAUCUAAGUGGAGGGCAGAAGCAAAGGAUUCAGCUUGCAAGAGCAGUUUACAGUAAUUCAGAUGUUUACUUGCUUGAUGAUCCCUUCAGUGCGGUUGAUGCUCACACUGCAGCACAUCUCUUCAAGGAGUGUCUAAUGCGGCUCUUGUCUUCUAAGACUGUCAUCUAUGUUACCCAUCAACUGGAAUUUCUGAAUGCUGCAGAUCUCAUUUUGGUAAUGCAUAAGGGGAAAAUUGUUCAAUCAGGAAAGUAUGAGGACCUAAUUGCAGAUAGUAAUGGGGAGCUUGUACGACAAAUUAAUGCACAUAACCAGUCACUGAGCCAUGUAACUCCACCGAAUGAGCAUAACCCAUCAACAUGCACACAAAAUAAGGAAAAGCAAACAGAUGUACAAGAAAUUAAAACAAAUUAUCAAAUCCGAAACUCUGAAGCCCCAGAGAAAGCAUAUGAAGAGGAACGGGAAUCUGGAAGAGUGAAAUGGGAUGUUUAUCGGACUUUCGUGACUUCAGCAUAUAAGGGAGCUCUCGUGCCAGUAAUACUUUUAUGCCACGUUUUAUUCCAAGGACUACAAAUGGGAAGCAAUUUUUGGAUUGCAUGGGCAACUGAUAAAGAAGAGUUCAUCAGUAGAAAGAAACUGAUUGGGGUGUUUGUUCUGUUGUCAGUGGCUAGCUCGUUGUUUGUUUUGGGGCGGGCAAUUUUGCUAACGACAGUCGCCAUUGAGACAGCUCAGCGCCUCUUCCAUGGCAUGAUGACAAAGAUUUUCCGAGCUCCGAUCUUCUUCUUUGACUCCACGCCUUCCAGCCAAAUACUUAAUAGGUCUUCCACAGAUCAAAGCACGCUUGACACAGACAUUCCAUAUAGAGUAGCGGGAUUAGUGUUCGCGCUUAUUCAGCUCCUAUGCAUCAUAGCUCUAAUGUCUCAAGUUGGAUGGCCAGUAUUAGUUCUCUUCGUCAUCGUACUUGCAAUCUCCUUCUGGUAUCAGAAUUACUACAUCAGUUCUGCAAGGGAAUUAGCAAGAAUGGUUGGAAUUAGAAAAGCUCCAAUUCUUCACCAUUUCUCGGAGUCCAUAGCUGGAGCUUCAACCAUCCGCUGCUUCGGUCAGGAAGAACGCUUCUCAGUGAGAAACUUGGCUCUGAUCGAUGACUACUCUCGCAUCACAUUUCAUAAUUCCGCAACCAUGGAGUGGUUAUGUGUUCGCAUCAAUUUCCUCUUUAACCUGGUGUUCUUCCUAGUACUGAUUAUAUUGGUAACCAUGCCAAGGAAUGCUAUUGAUCCCAGCCUUGCAGGGCUCGCUGCAACCUACGGUCUCAAUCUGAAUGUACUGCAGGCUUGGGUUAUAUGGAACCUAUGUAAUGUCGAGAACAAGAUGAUAUCCGUAGAAAGGGUUCUUCAGUUCUCCAAUAUAUCAAGUGAGGCUCCAUUGGUCAUUCAGAACUGCAGGCCAGAAAAAGACUGGCCAAGGUGUGGAACCGUUGAGAUUGACAAUUUGUAUGUCCGGUACAAUCCAGGACGCCCUCUGGUUCUCAAAGGAAUUAGCUGCACUUUACCAGGAGAAAAGAAAAUCGGUAUUGUAGGAAGGACAGGGAGUGGGAAGUCCACUCUUAUUCAAGCUCUGUUUAGAGUAGUAGAACCCUCAGCAGGGAGGAUAAUGAUCGAUGGAGCUGAUAUUUGUCAGAUGGGUCUACAUGAUUUGAGGUCUAGAUUAAGCAUCAUACCUCAAGAGCCAACACUUUUUCAAGGAACAGUGAGGACUAAUCUGGAUCCUCUACAGGAGCAUUCGGAUUCAGAAAUAUGGGAGGCCCUAUAUAAGUGCCAGCUUCUGGAGAUAGUUAAACAAGAUCAGAGGCUACUUGAUGCACCAGUUGCGGAAGACGGAGAGAAUUGGAGCGUGGGACAGAGGCAGCUUGUUUGCUUAGCCAGGGUACUGCUUAAGAAGCGGAGAAUCCUAGUCAUGGAUGAGGCUACAGCUUCGGUAGACACUGGAACAGAUAAUUUUAUCCAAAAGACAAUAAGAGCAGAAGCCAACAACUGCACUGUGAUCACCGUUGCUCACAGAAUACCAACAGUCAUUGACAGCGACCUGGUUCUGGUACUUGAUGAAGGAAAAAUUUUGGAGUUCAGUCCUCCAGGCGAUCUUCUCCGAGACAAAACAUCAGCUUUCUCAAAGUUGGUGAUGGAAUUCUUGUCGAGGUCUAGGAAUAACCACGACUCAGAGCUCUAUUUAAAAUGACGGUCGCCAUAGGAUCAUCAUGGAGCCCUUCAUGUUCUCGAUGUGCAGUUCACUAAUGUCAAAGGCAGUUGCAGAAUACAACUUUGUUACCGGCAGGACAAAAAACUAACCUACCAUAGAAAUUAUACUAGGAUAUAGAUUAACAGGUAGAGAGAGGAUCAAGACAGCAGGAAAAGAUAGUUUACAGAUAAAGAUGCUUCUAAAUGGGUUGAUAUAGUUAAUGUACGAUUUACUGACGCAGAAGUACAGAAAGUUUUAUUUUCAUGUUUCUAUUUAGUGUUCCUAUGAGAAAAGUGACUUAAAUUGU